Molecule: messenger RNA, 1056 nt
Organism: Colletotrichum graminicola M1.001
Lineage: Eukaryota; Fungi; Ascomycota; Sordariomycetes; Glomerellales; Glomerellaceae
Product: NAD dependent epimerase/dehydratase
Exons: 1
Coding region: 1-1056 (351 amino acids)
Molecular function (GO): oxidoreductase activity, acting on the CH-OH group of donors, NAD or NADP as acceptor
Source: RefSeq, a predicted model, not a curated record
AUGUCUUCGACCAAGGGCCUCGCUCUCGUCACCGGUGCCAACGGCUUCAUCGGCGCCCGGGCUGUCGAGGCAUUCCUCCUGGCCGGCUACUCAGUGCGAGCCGCCGUCAGGUCUCAGAACUCGGCGACGAGUCUCACCGACGUGCUUCCCUCGUACACCGCGUCGGGCCAGCUCUCCACGGCCAUCGUGCCCGACAUCACGGCCCCGGGCGCCUUUGACGACGCGGUCAAGGGCGUGGCCGUCAUCGCGCACAUCGCGAGCCCGGUCGACUUCUCCAACACGGACGCCGAACAAGUGUUGGGCGCGGCCGUGAAGGGCACUCUCAGCAUUCUGGACUCGGCCGUCGGGGAGCCGGGGCUCAAGUCGUUCGUGUACCUGUCGUCCAUCGUCGCCGUCAGGGGCAAUGGCCCGCGGUUCGAGGGGCGCAUCGUUACGGAGGAGGACUGGAACGACGACGGCGAGGAGACGCUUGAGAAGGCCGGGAAGGACGCGACCGGCGCCCAGAUCUACGUCGCGAGCAAGGUCAAGGGCGAGCGGGCCCUUUGGGAGUUUCGGGAGAGGAACCUGGGCCGCAUCGGCUUCAGCAUGACGGCUAUCAACCCGGUCUGGGUAGUUGGCCCGCCAUUGAUCCUGCCCAAGGACCCCAAGAGGCUGAGCGACACUGCCGUCGUCACGUACCGAGUCAUGAACGGCGAGGAGGUGCCCCCAUUUGGUCCGGGCAAUGGGACACACGUCGACGUCCGCGACGUCGCUCGUCUCGUUGUGUUUGCUGCCGAUAGACCAGACGUUGCGGACAAGCAGCGUUAUAUUGCGGGCGGCAGUGAAAAUUAUGCCAACAUCCAGGCGUACUGUGAUAUUCUGCGCAAGGCCUACCCCGGCAGGAGAGACAUCAUCAAGGAGGGAGAACCGGGCAAGGGUUACCAAAAAGACUACAGCACACCCCCCGACGGGAGGGCAGUUAAUGGAACCAAGGCGGUAAAGGCGACGGGCCAGGAUUGGAUUCCGUUGGAAAAAAUGGUUUUGGACGCGGCAAAAUCCUACGAGAUCUAUUUCUGA